UUCAUUUGUAUCUAUAAAUUCCCUUGUUUCAGGUGGACUUUUACUUGAUAUAUUGGAAAUAAAUUUGUCAACAAAUCCCAGCAUUAAAUUACUAUUUUUUUACAUGUUUAGUUUCUUUGCGUAGGUUAGGCCGAAUUACCAUAUCCGUUCUGUGUACUCACACAAUUGUUUAUCCGAAGAUUGAUGGAAAGUAUUCAGACAUUUUCUUUGAUCAUGCAAAGUUAAAAUUUUCCUGUUUGCCUCUGUAAAUAAAUACUAAAAUUUCCCAAAAGUUGCGUUCUUCCUAAAUCUUUCAAAUGCGUUGUCUAUACCUGAUUAAAGAUUUCGAGUUUGAGCGGUAAAAAAGUUCUAUGAAGACGCAAUAUGUGCAUUCAGUAGUAUAGAGAAAUAAUGAUAAUUAUAUCAUCUAAAGCAAACUACGAACUUAACAUUGCGUUGAUACCAAGUAUAUAUUCAGUGUAAACAUUUGAUGCGGAAGGGAGUUCUUUAUGUCGCUGAAAGUUUGAGAGUGAAUCAAAACUAAAAAAAGAUAAAAGAGGGACAUGGUUACCUUGUAUUUAACACAACUAACUAUUGUGUCACAUGUUCUUCUGACAAACGUUUACUCGGAAGACUAUAAGCAAAUAGAAGGCAAUGCGAUUGGAUGUCCAUCAUUAAAUAUAACCCAUGGUUGUAGAGCAACAUUUGUGAACGGAUCUGCAAGUAAAUUAGGUGAUUUUAUGGCGUGUGGGAGUAUAAUAAGAACAUGGCUUUUUGGAACAUUCGGUGUUUACAGAUACAUUCGGUGUCAGGAAGAUGGUCAUUACAAUGCAACAACGUUCUGCCUUUCUGAAGACUAUCUAACUAGAUGCAAUACUAACAACUUUAAAUUUGUUCGUCAUCUAAUUCUGAGCCCAAAUCAGUCAACUUUUCUAACGGGGCGUGUUCUACAUUUUAGCUGUGAGCCAGGAUUUUUGCUGGAAGGUCCUACAAGCAUAUACUGUAAAACAAAUGACACUUGGAGUGAAAAGAGAAUACCAAGAUGUAGUGGAUGUCCUCAUCCAGGACAUCUCGGUAAUGGUUAUUAUAUAAAUAGUAUAGGCGUUACUUACGUUGAGGGUGUUAAAGCUGUUAAUGAAAUAAUUACAAUACAUUGCAAUAGAAACUUUACAUUGCAAGGCGGUCGCCGUAGUAGAACUUGUCUAAAGGACGGUGGUUGGAGUAAUGGUGGUCAAGCUUGUGUUGGUGCAUCAUGCAAACCUCCUGAAAACUUUACAUCAAAUGGCACGUAUACCUUCCCUGAUGGUGCAAAUGUGACAUCAAGAAUCAUUCAAAUUGGAGAUAAGCUUAUUCUAACGUGCGAACAGGGAUUUUCGUCAAUGGAAAAUGAUUAUGCAGUAUGUCAAAAAGGGGGAAAGUUCUCUUAUGGUACUGGUCACGGCUGUCGAAUUGUAAAUUCUACAAAUCAAGUGAAAAUUGAAAAUGAUCACGGACAAAAGAAACGAAAUGACCAAAAAGUGAAAACUGCAAUAAUUGGCGCGGUUUCUGGAUUUAUCAGUAUCGUCUUGGGGACUGGUAUAACGGUAUUUGUCAUUUUCAAGAGAAGACUGGCUGCUAGAGAGAAGGACAAACAAAAGUCAAACUAUGAUAGCCUUACAGAUGUCCAAGGAACUGCCGAUGAUCACUAUGAAGAAUUACAAACAGUGAUUCCAGAAACUGGUGCUGUAUAUGUGUUAGCAUGAAGAGUGUCCUGUUGACAACAUUUUCCAACAACAAGUAAUUAUUUAUAAAACUUUAACACGAUUGAUACGCAUAUAGUUUGCUCCCUAUACGUAACAUCGUUAUUACAGGAAAGUAUAUGUGAACAACACUUUAGAACUUUUUAUUUCAUGUUAUUGCUAUGAAAUAAUGACUUUUGAAUCGAGAAAUAUGCCAUAAAUAAUGAGAUGCAGUUUUUUAUGAAAAGUUACGCAUUCUUAAGAAUUGA
This is a messenger RNA of Ruditapes philippinarum (Manila clam), 1966 nucleotides long. RefSeq names its product CUB and sushi domain-containing protein 1-like. The record is from RefSeq and is a predicted model, not a curated record. The transcript has 7 exons. NCBI's taxonomy places the organism in Eukaryota, Metazoa, Mollusca, Bivalvia, Venerida, Veneridae. Bases 543 to 1721 code for a protein of 392 amino acids.